Anguilla anguilla (European eel) is the source of this 5316-nucleotide messenger RNA. Its product is annotated as protein phosphatase 1 regulatory subunit 12A. The record is from RefSeq and is a predicted model, not a curated record. Gene Ontology annotation, biological process: signal transduction. The coding region runs from base 134 to 2815 and encodes 893 amino acids. Lineage: Eukaryota; Metazoa; Chordata; Actinopteri; Anguilliformes; Anguillidae. The transcript has 24 exons. Gene Ontology annotation, cellular component: A band; Z disc; cytoplasm. Gene Ontology annotation, molecular function: protein kinase binding; phosphatase regulator activity; enzyme inhibitor activity.
GUAUCUAGUCUCACAGUUCCGUGCGUUUUGUGUAUGAGACCGUUUCCGCCAGGGGGCGAAAUUCGGCGCAUCGGAUCACUCUUUCACUCUCCCCCGACUAGAAGUUGCAUCUACCCGGGAGAGAGUGAGGAAGAUGGCGGCGGAUGAUCGCUCCCGGUCCGAAGCUGCUCGGCAGCGACGGCAUGACCAGCUCCAGCGAUGGAUGGGGUCCGAAACUGACCGAACAGUCCCAGAAAUACGGGAACGGCCUGCGAGCAACGAGGGGCGGCGGGCUAGGGUUCGCUUCACCCAGGGCGCUGUGUUCAUGGCUGCCUGCUCGGCCGGAGACCGGGAGGAGGUGGCUGCAUUGCUACGCCAAGGAGCCGACAUCAACCAUGCCAACAUAGACGGACUGACAGCAUUGCAUCAGGCCUGCAUCGAUGAGAAUGCGGAGAUGGUGCAGUUCCUGGUGGAGAGCGGCAGCGACGUGAACCGAGGAGACAACGAGGGCUGGACCCCGCUGCACGCGGCGGCCUCUUGCGGCUUCCUGCAGAUCACUAAGUACCUGAUCGAGCAUGGCGCGCGGGUGGGGGUGGUGAACAGCGAAGGAGAGCUCCCUCUGGACGUGGCCACGGAGGACGCGAUGUCAAGACUCCUGAAGGAGGAGAUCAAGAAGCAGGCUGUGGAUGUGGACAGUGCCAGGCGAGAGGAGGAGAGGGUGAUGCUGCAGGACGCCAUGGCGGUUUUGGGUGGGCGUGCCACCCUGACCCCCCACCCUAACACCGGAGCAACUGCGCUCCAUGUGGCAGUUGCCAAGGGCUACAUCCAGGUCAUGAAGGUGCUGCUGCAGUGUGGGUUAGAUGUGGACAGCAGGGACUGUGAUGGUUGGACCCCCCUCCACGCCGCGGCGCACUGGGGUCAGGAGGAGGCCUGCAGCCUGCUGGCCGAUAACAUGUGCGACAUGGGGGCUGUCAACAAAGUGGGACAGACCCCCCUGGACGUAGCUGAUGAGAAUUUGGUCGACAGCCUGGAGGAGCUAAUGAAGAAACAGAAAGCUUUGCGUACAGAGAAGCAGAAGCAGAGCCCCAUCAUCGAAAUCAAUCCCCCCGUCACCGUGGCACCAGUGCGCACCAGGAGGACUUCAAUAUCUCGUAUGAGCAGCAAGGAGAAGAUCAGCCUUCACGAGAGGGAGCGCCACGCCCCCCCCGCCCUGCAGAGCAGCCCUGCCGAGGAGGAAGAGGAGGGACAGACGGGCCCCCAGGGGCCACCCGGGGCCUCCCACAGCUCGAGCUCCGAGGAGGAUAGCGAAUCGGAGAGCGACGGAGAGUCAGAAAAAAUGAAAACGCGAGAAAUCAUCAACAACCUGAACAACAAGCGCAACAGCUCCGCCCCCCCUGCCAGCACCACGGCAACCAGCGCAGCAGGAACUGUGGGUAAAAAGUCGGACCCUGGCAGGCCCCCGGCCCCUGAGGGCCCGGAGUCCAGUAGGAUGUCUCUGCGUAAGGCGGGGAGUUUUGGGGCCCUGAGUACCACAGGGGCCCUGGCCCCCGGGUCUGAGCCGGCCAAGGGCCCCGAGUCCGCCGCAGGCAUGAUGCGCUCGGCCUCCAGUCCCAGACUCAGCCUGGAGUCCGACCCCAAGGAGCCAAGGUUGGCUCGAGUUCCUCCUACUCCAACACGCCGACUCUUCACCAUUGCAGACCUUAAUAAUCCAGACCUCUCCAGCAGUGGGCUAACUCGUAGCUCCUCCUAUACACGACGCCUGAACAGCCAAACAGGAAGUGAUCUGACAAGCCAAGCCCCCAGCAUGACCCGCAGCUCCUCUUACGGACGGAAACUAGAUGAACCUGCAGUUACCUCCGUAACCACGGGACCCACUUCUGCUCUCAGCCGCCUCAACAGCCUCACAUCACAGAGGCUUGCUCAGGAUCAGCUGGAAAAGAAGGAACCGGAAUCCUCGACCACCUCAAAUUCUGUCACCACGGCAACCAGCGAGUUGGAAUCCAAGCAGAGGCGCAAGUCGUACCUGACCCCGGUUCGGGACGAGGAGGCGGAGGCUCAGCGGAGGGCUCGCUCCCGGCACGCCCGGCAGUCCCGCAGGUCCACUCAGGGGGUGACGCUCACAGACCUGCAAGAGGCUGAGAAGAUGAAGACGGAACAGAAGGAGAGAGAGAAGAAGAAGGAGGACGAGGACAGGGACGGGAGACAGAGGAAGGGAGAUGAGGGGGAGGUGAGCUGGAGGUCCCGAAUUGCAAACCUGCAGAAAUCGGACCUCCUGGGCCUGACCAGCCCCCCGGGGGCCCCCCGCGCCCCCGCCGCGGAGGGGAGAGGUACUGAGCCUGCGGACGGAGAGGACCGGGAGAGGAGGAGGCUGCGGACUCGCAGGAGAGGAGCUCACAGGACCGAAGAGAGCGACGAUAACGAACCGAGCGGGGAGGAUGAAGGGGUCGCGGGGGGACAGGCAAACAGGUACACCAGCAGGUCUGAUGUGUCCUGUAAUGAUCGCAUCAUCGGCAGAGGAUCAGAAACAAAGGACUACAAGAAGCUGUUUGAGGAGGUCUCUCGGGAGAACGGGCAGCUGCAGGCCCAGCUUCAGGACACCCUGCGCACAGUAUCCCAAACCCGCAUGGAUCUGGACAAGGCUACGCAGAGACAGGAGCGCUUCAGCGACUGCUCCGCCCUCCUGGAGCUGGAGAAGAAGGAGCGGCGAAUCCUAGAGCGGCGUGUAGCGGAACUGGAGGAGGAGCUAAAGGUGCUGGGUGACCUGCGGGCUGAUAACCAGCGCCUGAAAGACGAGAACGGAGCCCUGAUCCGCGUCAUCAGCAAGCUGUCUAAAUAAACGCAGGAGGGGAGAGAGGGAGCGUUCCCCUCCUCUGCCUCCCUCCCUCUCUCCGCGCCCCCGGCUCCUACCUAGUGCCAAAGAAAGGAGAGAAUAACGGAAGAAUGUCACACUGCCCCACCACCACCCCCACCGCCACCCCACCUCCCCCGGUCCUCUGUCGCAGCCGGUCGCCGUGGCAACAGCACGUCUUGUGGUCCACAGUCCGGAAGGGCCACCCAGUCCGGCCUCCAGGUUCACGGCGUUCUGCUGAAAAAAGAGAACGAAGAGACGGACAGAACGCACAUGUACAGACCCAGCACUGAGGGCGUACUCACACAUAGUCACACACUCACACACUCUCUCACACGUACAGACCCAGCACUGAGGGCGUACUCACACAUAGUCACACACUCACACACACAUGUACAGACCCAGCACUGAGGGCGUACUCACACAUAGUCACACACUCACACACACAUGUACAGACCCAGCACUGAGGGCGUACUCACACAGUCACACACUCACACACACUCUCUCACACGUACAGGCCCAGCACUGAGAGCGUACUCACACAUAGUCACACACUCACACACACUCUCUCACACGUACAGGCCCAGCACUGAGGGCGUACUCACACAUAGUCACACACUCACACACUCUCUCACACAUGUACAGACCCAGCACAGAGGGCGUACUCACACAUAGUCACACACUCUCUCUCACACAUGUACAGACCCAGCACUGAGGGCGUACUCACACAGUCACACACUCACACACACUCUCUCACACGUACAGGCCCAGCACUGAGGGCGUACUCACACAGUCACACACUCACACACACUCUCUCACACGUACAGACCCAGCACUGAGGGCGUACUCACACAGUCACACACUCUCUCACACAUGUACAGACCCAGUACUGAGAGCGUACUCACACAGUCACACACUCACACACUCUCUCACACAUAGCGGCAUCCAUAUACAGAGUACACCUGUAAAUACACACUCACAACCGCACGUUCACUCUCUCACACACACACACACUCACAGACACACACACUCAAACACUCACUCACUCACCCACACACACACACACACACACACUCACUCACAGACACACACACUCAAACACUCACUCACUCACCCACACACAUAUACGCAGAUGCACUCAGAAACACGCAUAUGAACAACCACACAUUCACACCUGAGACAGCACACACAGCCCCGUGACCACACACAUAUACAUUCCCUCGUGAAGGACCACAAGCACAUCGGCGACCGUAGGGACAGACACACCUGUGACCACAAGCACACCUGCGACCAUACAGACACACCUGUGACCACAAGUAUAUCUGCAACCCUAAGUACAGACACCGGAGACUGCUGGUACACCUGUGACCACAAGCACCCCUGCGACCAUACAGACACACCUGUGACCACAAGCACCCCUGCGACCAUACAGACACACCUGUGACCACAAGUACACCUGUGACCGUAAGUACAGACACCGGGGACCACUGGUACACCUGAGACCAUACAAACACAACCAAGAGCAUACAAACAAGCACACCUUAGACCACAAGUACACUCCAUGUGAAGGACCACAUCUCACAAGCCCGUACAGCCUGGACCAAUCAUGAGGGUACUUUCCCACCUGACACACCUCUUAACUGUCCAAUCACAACCACACUCCACCCUUCUGUGUGAUCACUAGCAAAUUUCACUCACCUGUCCAAUCACAACCACAUUCUACCCACCUGUCCAAUCACCACUCCACCAACCUGUCCAAUCACAACCACACUCCACCCAUUUGUUUGAUCAGAAGCACAUUUCACUCACCUGUCCAGUCACAACCACACUCUACCCACCUGUCCAGUCACAACCACACUCCACCCAUCUGUGAGAUCACAAGCAUAUUUCACUCACCUGUCCAGUCACAACCACACUCUACCCACCUGUCCAAUCACCACACUCCACCAACCUGUCCAAUCGCAACCACACUCUACCCAUCUGUGUAAUCACAAAUGCACUCUGCAUGGCAGUCCAGGCCCAUACACACUCCGUACUCACACUUAGUCCAAUAAGAAUGUCCAUUCCACCCUUCCACACCCACCUGUGACAUCACAGGAGCAAAUCAAUCAUUCCCCCUCCCUCUAUAGUCAAAGGUUGAAGGUCAAAGGUCAAUGCACAGUAUACAAGUGGCUGUUUUGUAUGACACUAAUAUGCAAAUGAUUAUUUUAAUUACUGUUGUUAUUAUGAUAAUGGUUAUUAUUGAUAUUAUGGUAUUGAUGUUUUUGUUUUAUUUUUUACAUUGCAAUUGUCCAUUCCUUCCAGGGAAACACGUGUAUAUGGAUAUAUAUGCAUAUGAAUAUAUAUGUGUACAAAUAUUACUAUUCAUUUGAAGCAGUAAUCUCGUGAGAUUAAAUAAUUAUUAUUGUCACACCCUUGUCGCUCACAUGUUGUUUUAUAAUAUAUUAAACCAAUGUCAGCACUUGAUAAUAAAGUUGUGUGUGUUUGUA